UAUAUAGUAUAUGUGAUGUGUGUAUAUAGAUAUAUAUGAUGGUAUACUAUGAUAUAUCGAUGUACUAACCCAACCUAAUGUCUGACAUUAGUAACUCCACUUAUCAGUCAUGACUUCUAAAAAAGAAAUUGUAUCAAGCUGAACUCUGAUUUAUAUCAUAUAAAAUUUAAUAUCUGUAAAUGAUUUUACCGGAGGAAUAAAAUUAAUAUAUUAUUGAGUUUAAAACAAUGGUUGAUUGAGAGUUUAACGUGCAUAUAGGCAAACAAGAACUCUGUAAAAAAAAAUCUUGACUCUAAGCAAUAAAAUGUAAGGAUCGCUAUACUCAUACUAGUUAUCUGUUUAUUAGCAUAUCUGCUAAUUUAUAUGAGUACAAACUCGAUGAAACUGUUAAUUUUGACGACUGUUAAUUUUGUCAUGUGAGAAAAAAGCAUUUACUAUCAGGAAGUAAAAAUUGAAUGGAAUCGAAUACAGGCACGUCCCUUGCUUGAGAUAAUUGAAAAUGUUUCGCAGUCGGAGCUGGUUCGGUGGUGGACUUUGGAAGCCCAAAAACCCACAUUCUCCAGAACAUCUUAAAUAUCUGUACAAUGUCUUGUCAAAGAAUCAGACUGUGUCUGAGCAUAAUAGAGGUUUAUUGGUUGAAACUCUGCGUUCGAUAGCUGAGAUUCUCAUAUGGGGUGAUCAAAAUGAUAGCAGUGUCUUUGACUUUUUUCUGGAGAAGAACAUGCUUUCGUUUUUUCUACGUAUUAUGAAACAGAAAUGUGGAAGCUAUGUUUGUGUUCAAUUGCUUCAAACAUUAAAUAUUUUAUUUGAAAAUAUACGCAAUGAGACAUCCUUAUAUUAUCUAUUGAGCAACAAUCAUGUAAACAGUAUAAUAGUACACAAAUUUGACUUUAGUGAUGAAGAAGUAAUGGCAUAUUAUAUUAGUUUCUUGAAGACAUUAAGUUUGAAAUUAAAUGCACAUACCAUUCAUUUCUUUUAUAACGAGGUAAACGAGCACACCAAUGAUUUUCCACUAUACACAGAAGCAAUCAAAUUUUUCAAUCAUUCAGAAGGUAUGGUACGUAUAGCAGUGAGAACUCUGACGCUAAAUGUGUAUCGUGUUGAAGAUGCAUCUAUGUUAGCUUUUAUAAGAGAUCGCACAGCUGCACCGUAUUUUAGUAAUCUCGUGUGGUUUAUUGGUGAUCAUAUUAUAGAGUUAGAUAUCUGCGUCCGGACUGAUGCUGAUCAUCAGAGUCAAAAUAGAUUAUCAGAUUUAGUUGCCGAACAUUUGGAUCAUUUGCAUUAUUUAAACGAUAUUUUGUGUUUGAAUAUAUCAGACUUGAAUAAAGUUCUAUCGGAACAUUUAUUACAUAAAUUAUUAGUUCCAUUGUAUGUCUAUUCUCUGAUGAAACACAAAAAUGUUUUGUGCCAAACUCAGGAUGAGAGAAAACAUGUUAGUGUUGUGGUAGCACUUUUUCUACUUUCUCAAGUCUUUUUAAUAGUAUCGCAUGAACCUCUUGUACAUACAUUAGCAGCUGUAAUGCUCAUGUCUGAUUUAGAGAUGAUCCAAAUUGGAACAAAUAGAGUUCUUGAAAAAUUUGGAGAUAUAAUAUCAAAUAAGUCUGUCAUUUUUUCGCCACCAAAAGAAACAUUGGAUAAAUCUUUGGAAAAUUUAAAUGAAACUCACUCAACAGCUGAAGAAUUUUAUAAUCAAGAAAAAAAUAUAAAACAUAUAAACGAAAUAGUUAAAAACACAAUUGACAAAUCACAAGAAUUUAAUCAACCAAGUACAUCUUUUAGUGACGUUUCAAACUCAAUAAAUAGUCCUACUUUAGUGAGUACAUCAGCGGAUACAAGCAUUUCAAGUGAAGAGAAUUUAGAAGAAAUGAAGCAAUUAAAUGUGACAGAUGAGGAGAAAGAGCAACGAUUGGCAUUAGAGAGUCCUUUAAUACCUCAACAAAGUCAGAAUGAUAUACAUGAAUCUUUAGCAAAAAAACCAUUUCUAGAAACAAUAAUAAAUUCCUUAUUAUGCAUAGAAAAUGACUAUGCUGCCUUAUUUGCACUUUGUUUAUUAUAUGCUUUAGCUAAUAACCAGUCUUUGACGUUAAAUAUGGAAGUAGAAACUCAAUUACCAUUGACCAAUCCAGUUAACUGUGUACAAGUUAACAACGUUCUUGAUCUAAAUAAUAGUGAUUUGAUUGCAUGUACUGUUGUAUGGAAAGAUGGCCAAAAAAUUCGGCGUUUCUUAGUUAUCGAUGUUGUACAAUUAAUUCUUGUGGAACCUGAUAUUAGCAAGCUUGGAUGGGGUGUUGCAAAGUUAGUUGGUUUUUUACAAGACAUUGAUGUGGCCGGUGACAAAGAUGAUUCAAGAUGUCUAUAUCUGACAAUUUACAAACCAUUAAGUAGCAGCACAGGCAAUCGUAUACCGUUACUAUCGGCUAAAUUUAUUUUUGAUGAUCAUAUUCGAUGUAUGGCAGCCAAACAAAGACUGACAAAGGGACGAAUAAAAGCAAGACAAAAGAAAAUGAAUCAGAUUGCAAGAUUGCUAGAUAUACCAACAAGUAUGCCUCAUUGUUCAACUCCACCUAAUUAUGCCUUGCGUAGUUUACGAUAUGAACGUGUUGGACGUAGUCAGAGACCCCAAAGGGAUCAGACAAGGCCAAUGUUUAUGGUGAAUAAAGUUCCUGGAUUUGCUGCUCAAAUGCGUAGGGAAAAUAUUAGGCCAAUAGCAUCGUCGAGUUCCAAACGUGACGAUGUCAAUUCGAACGAGAGAGGUCAUGAAAAUGGUUUGCGAUCUAGAGACAGUUCGCCUAAAAUGCCAAGACCACGAAGUGAGGAGAUUCCUUUAGAGGACAUAUGUAUUAGAAAAGCCUCUCUUACAUCCAAUGGAUUAAAUGUACCGAUGUGCUCAGAAAGGAGGGAUAGUCAAGAUACUAUUUCAAAUAACACCGAGUCUUUAUCUGUAAUUAGAAAACAUUCUGAAGAAACAUCUUUUACGUCUCCACAAGAGCAAGAACCAAAGCCACGUAGGAAAGGUCAAGUGGAAACUGUGUGAUUGCAAUAAUUAAUUUGGCAAAUUAAUAAUUCAAAUUAAAUGUAUCUUUUACAAAUUUUUAAAGAUUGAAUGAAAAUGUGUAUGUAAUACUUUUAAGUAAACGAAGAAAAUCUGUUUAACUAAUUUAAUAAUUUAAUAAAAUCUUCUUAGUAUAAACAUUUUAUUUUAUAAUUAGUAAACUUUAAUUUUUAUAUUUUUGUCAAAUAUGUGAUGGUAAUAACAAAUGUUAGAUAAAUUUACUUCAAUGAAAAUUUUUAUUACUAACAAAAAAAAUGUAGAAAGGGAAAAGUGGAAGAUAUUAAAUGACAUUAUUAAAUCAUUGUAAACUUUUCUUUGUCUUGAAAAUCACUGAGGAUUCUUAUUGAUAAAUAUAUCAUAUUUUAAUUUAUAUAAAGGACAAUGGGUAAAAUAAAUAAUUUCAUCUAAAAAAUAUAGUGUAUACUAUACAUGUUAUCUUAUGUCUCAAAUUUCUGAAUAAAAGCAAUAAUUUUAUUUAUGUAAAA
Pogonomyrmex barbatus (red harvester ant) is the source of this 3537-nucleotide messenger RNA. It is a transcript of the gene ema, whose product is annotated as C-type lectin domain containing ema. Gene Ontology annotation, biological process: vacuolar transport; regulation of autophagosome maturation; endosomal transport. Gene Ontology annotation, cellular component: late endosome; Golgi apparatus. Lineage: Eukaryota; Metazoa; Arthropoda; Insecta; Hymenoptera; Formicidae. The record is from RefSeq and is a predicted model, not a curated record.